This is a messenger RNA of Necator americanus (New World hookworm), 930 nucleotides long. RefSeq lists its product as uncharacterized. Lineage: Eukaryota; Metazoa; Nematoda; Chromadorea; Rhabditida; Ancylostomatidae. The record is from RefSeq and is a predicted model, not a curated record. Gene Ontology annotation, cellular component: cytoplasm; nucleus. The transcript is spliced from 9 exons. Bases 1 to 930 code for a protein of 309 amino acids. Gene Ontology annotation, biological process: signal transduction; peptidyl-serine phosphorylation. Gene Ontology annotation, molecular function: ATP binding; protein serine/threonine kinase activity.
AUGAAGACUGAAAUGGUGCUUGGAAAUCGAUUAUUGCUUCGAUUGAAGAUCGAAGUAGUUGUUUUGAUGAAAUGUCACGAGCAGCAGGAUCCUGAUAGAAAAGGACAUUUUGUUGAUUUUGUUGAUAGGGGAAAAACACAAAAGUUCAAGUUUCUUGUCAUGGGCCUUGUUGGACCGUCGCUAGAAGACAUUAGGAAGAAAGAUCUUAUGAAAAAUUAUUCAAAAUCAACAGCUAUGCAAUGCUGUAUACAAACAAUGACGGCAUUGCGUGAUUUACAUGGAAUCGGCUACCUGCACAGGGACAUAAAACCGCAAAACUAUGCAAUUGGCCUCGGUCCAAGAGAGUCGACCAUAUACAUGCUAGAUUUUGGAAUCGCUAGAAAAUUUACAGAAGGAGAGACAAAAACUGUGAAACUACCACGAAUAAAAGUGCACUUUUUGGGAACUUUGAGGUUCGCUGCCAGAGCAUGUCAUAAACAAAUCGAACAAGGGCGAAAAGACGAUCUAGAAUGUUGGCUUUACAUGUGUUUCGACUUAUUCGAUGACGACAAGGGUUUGCCGUGGAAAAGAUGUGAAAGAAAUGAAAUACUUCCAAUGAAAGAACAAUUUUUCAAAUUGGAACAUAAGUCGUGCUAUCGCAUAGUUCCAGAAGAUUUCAAACGACUCGUGGAGUAUAUUAAUGGUUUAAAAUAUGCCGAUGAGCCGGACUAUGUAUAUUUACGGAAUUCGUUAGCAGCAAUUUCAAAGGAGGAAAGAAUUGAUUUUUCAAAACCCCUCGACUGGGCCGGAAUCACUACUAGAAAGAAGAAAGAGAAAGGAGCUAAAGAUGAAAGUGAAACUUCCGAAGAUAAUCGACAGGAGGAAACUGGUUCCGGUGAAAAAGACGAUGAAAAAUACAAAAGCCAACGCUCCAAAAAAGUGAAGUCAUAA